AAAUAUUAUGUUACCGAAUUGGUUUAAUUAUAUUUUCCGUGCACACUGCAGUACAAAGUAACAAUAUUAAGCACAAUUAAAAUACAAAACAAACUAAUAUAACUGAUUUUCGGCUCUGAAUGACCCCUGGAUACGACACGGGAAGCUGAAAUAGUAACGCCGCCCCUCCGCAGGUCUCCUGUGAUAAUCAGAGUGAGUCGCUGUCCAGCAGCCUGUAGUGCUGAAAUCUCAGCUCUUUCCCAUAACAAUGGAACGGCAAUGAGACAAAGGAUCUGCAGACCACGAAAAACGCCAUUGCAAUGGAAGAUGACCUGUUCCAGCUGAGACAGCUGCCCGUGGUGAAGUUCCGGCGCACAGGUGAGAGUGCACGCUCCGAGGAUGAGGCUAUGUGCGGAGAACAUGAGGUUCGGAUCGAAGGGGUCCACCGGGACCUGGAGCCCGUGGAGCUGGCGGGUGGAGCCGCAGUGCCUAAGGAGUUCGCAAACCCCACCGACGAUACAUUUCUGGUGGAAGAUGCAGUGGAAGCCAUUGGCUUUGGGAAAUUCCAGUGGAAACUCUCUAUUCUCACUGGAUUGGCAUGGAUGGCCGAUGCCAUGGAGAUGAUGAUUCUCAGUAUUCUAGCCCCGCAAUUGCACUGUGAGUGGAGGUUACCCAGUUGGCAAGUUGCCCUUCUCACGUCGGUAGUGUUUAUUGGCAUGAUGCUUAGCUCAUCGUUUUGGGGAAACGUAUCUGACCAGUAUGGAAGAAAAACCGGCCUGAAGGUCAGUGUGCUGUGGACUCUGUUCUAUGGAGUGCUCAGUGCGUUCGCUCCGGUGUACGGCUGGAUUCUGUUUCUGAGGGGACUGGUGGGAAUUGGGAUUGGAGGUGUUCCACAGUCGGUAACACUCUACGCGGAAUUCCUGCCAAUGAGAUCCAGAGCCAAGUGCAUUUUACUGAUAGAGGUGUUCUGGGCGCUGGGCACCGUGUUUGAGGUGCUCCUGGCUAUCAUGGUGAUGCCUACGCUGGGCUGGCGCUGGCUGCUCCUCCUCUCCACCUUGCCCCUCAUGAUCUUCAGUGUCCUGUGUUUUUGGCUGCCGGAGAGUGCAAGGUACGACGUCCUAACUGGGAACCAGGAGAAAGCUCUGACCACAUUGAAACGCAUUGCCAAGGAGAAUGGAGUCCCCAUGCCACUGGGAAAGCUUACUGUGGCCAGGCAGGAGGACCGUGGAAAGAUUCGGGACCUCUUCUCUCCCCAGUUCCGCUGGACCACUAUCCUCCUGUGGUUUAUCUGGUUCUCCAACGCAUUCUCUUAUUAUGGGUUAGUGUUACUGACCACAGAGCUGUUCCAAGCAGGGGAUGUGUGCAGUGUUUCAAAGGGCAGAAGGACCAUGGAACCCAGAUGCAGCUUUGAAUGUAAAUACCUGACCGAGAAUGACUACAAAGACCUCCUGUGGACCACCUUAUCUGAAUUCCCAGGCGUGCUGGUUACUCUCUGGGUUAUCGACCAGAUCGGACGCAAGAAAACCAUGGCGCUGUCCUUCAUCGUCUUCUCGUUCUGCAUCCUGCUGUUGCUGGCCUGCGUCGGAAGGACGGCUCUCACUGUUUUCCUCUUCAUUGCCAGGGCUUUCAUUUCGGGUGGAUUCCAAGCUGCUUAUGUAUACACCCCAGAGGUGUACCCCACAGCUACGAGGGCUCUGGGUUUAGGGACCUGCAGUGGCAUGGCCAGGGUGGGUGCUCUCCUCACCCCCUUUAUUGCACAGGUGAUGCUGGAGUCUUCGGCCUACCUGACGCUCUCUGUGUACUGCUGCUGCUCCAUCCUAGCUGCCAUCGCCUCCUGCGCCUUGCCAAUCGAGACCACAGGCCGUGGUCUGCAGGAGUCCAGCCACAGGCAGUGGGGUCAGGAGAUGGUGGGGUGUGCGUCCCACAGCUCAGAGAGGAUCCCCCGCUCCAGCUCGGGGUCACAGAAUUGACGGGGGCUGCAGGACGGGUCAGAACCCCCCGGAGCGCCAUUUGGGCUGGUCUUUACUAGUCUGUACAUAGAAGUGUUGGGUUUAAGAAGGAUGCCUGCCUGUACAAUGUGUUUGUAUGAUUGCAAAAUGUGAGUUCUAUCAAGACAUGCAAGCAACACAGCAGAUUGUUUCUCCUAAAGUCAUAUUAAUGUAUGUGAACAGCUUAGGCCAUCAAUUAUUUUUCAUGACAGUCCAGCUAAAAAGAACAGAGCUCAUUUUAGGGCAAAGGGUGAGGUCUACUGGUAAGGAAAGUGUGAGAUGGAGGCCCUGAGAGGUGCUUUAGUAACUAAGUGGCUGCUUCAGAUCUGUACUGGUUUUAAUCUUUUCUCACUGGUCAUGGUGGUACUCGUUUCACACUGUAAGGUCAGUGUCAUGAUCCCAGCCCUCCAAUCAAACUGUACGGCCAGCCAGCUCUGAAGCACUAGUGAAGAAUCUGCGAUUGAUUCUCACCACUUUCUUUUGCUUCCAACUGUGCAGAUUUAAUUUGAAUACGCUGAAUAUUUGCAUUCGCAUACCCGCUUUCAAUUAUCAACGGGGGUAUCACAACGUGUACCGCAAGCGCUGCCUUUCCAAACGCUGCUGCAGAAACCUCCCUGUGACUUCUCUUCAGCAGUAUGAUGUGCACAGUGGAUGUCCUCAAAAGACAGCCUGUGACUGUUAGUAAUGCCCCAGUUGAGUAACAAUCCAGGAUAGAUGAAUGAAAAUGUCAAAACAAAAAGCUGUUCUGUGAAAUUUGCUAUAGCAGCUGCAGCUGUAUGCUGGAGGCCCAAGAGCAAAUAAUGAGAAUACUGUCAACCUGAACAAAGAAUGUAACAUGCACAUAUAUGGAAUAUUAGACUCAUCACACUGUUAUGAGUUUUCCCAACAUAUCUGGGUUAAAACCUGGGCUCUAAUGUACAAAACAUUUACUUGUAAAAGGCUCAGACACUUUGUGUUUAAGUGGAUUGGAUUCCCGUGCUGAACAGAGCUAUUGAGACAGUCAACCACAGAGCACAGGUUUGCAAGUGGAUUCGUUCAGGUGUCAUCAGUAAUGCUUAAUGAAGAAUCCUCAAUGCAAACUGAACAAGCACACAGACAGGGCUCAAGAGGAAACCAUGUCACAGUGUGCUAGUAUUGGCACAGUCUGCCAGUAAAACAUGUUACACAAUAUGCCCUCUUGAGUGCUGGUAUGUGCUAUAAUACACUGUAGCUGGAAACAAUUACUGUACUUAUAACUGUGACAAAAAUGUAAAGAUGUAUUUAAACAUGCACGGGCUGGCUCUCAGAGCGCCCACACUCCAUUUAAAUAGCUUCUCUCUCUCUCUCUCUCAUGCCUGCCUUUCACAAUCCAUUAAGUGUCUCUACACAGGUUCCUGCCAGUGCACUCUAUGUAAAUGUGUAUCAUACAAUGAAUGAUGUUUAAAAAAAGUCUCACACAUCUAAAGUGUUGUUUUCCUUCUAUUCUACAGUAUCAGCCAGUCCAUCUUAUUACACUGAUGUAUUGAAACAACUGCAACAUUCAACUGAACCUAAUGCAGUUCAGUCAAACUACCUGGCUUUCUCAAUCCUAAAAUAGAGAACUCAUUUUCCCCACCAAAAAACGUGGGGAAUUCUCCCAUUUUUACAGUUUACAUUUGACAGCACACCCACUCGUUCUGGCCUCACUUACAGAUUGA
Messenger RNA from Polyodon spathula (Mississippi paddlefish), 3643 nucleotides. RefSeq names its product synaptic vesicle 2-related protein-like. NCBI's taxonomy places the organism in Eukaryota, Metazoa, Chordata, Actinopteri, Acipenseriformes, Polyodontidae. The record is from RefSeq and is a predicted model, not a curated record. The coding region runs from base 300 to 1949 and encodes 549 amino acids. The transcript has 16 exons. Gene Ontology annotation, cellular component: membrane. Gene Ontology annotation, biological process: transmembrane transport. Gene Ontology annotation, molecular function: transmembrane transporter activity.